Molecule: messenger RNA, 192 nt
Organism: Dibothriocephalus latus
Lineage: Eukaryota; Metazoa; Platyhelminthes; Cestoda; Diphyllobothriidea; Diphyllobothriidae
Source: the annotation of a GenBank genome assembly
AUGUCCGAAUUGCGAGCGAAGCAAGACGAUCGCCUCAGCCGUGUGCAUCUCGAUGUCGUGGGCCCUUUGCCUCCCUCCAAUGGGUUUACUUAUCUUCUUGCCUGUGUCUACAGUUACACCCGCUGGGCAGAAGCUAUCCUAUUACCGAACAUGGAGGCAUACGCUACAGUUAAGACUAUUGUCAAUCGUUGA